Molecule: messenger RNA, 7351 nt
Organism: Amblyraja radiata (thorny skate)
Lineage: Eukaryota; Metazoa; Chordata; Chondrichthyes; Rajiformes; Rajidae
Product: protein phosphatase 1M
Exons: 10
Coding region: 234-1619 (461 amino acids)
Biological process (GO): protein dephosphorylation
Cellular component (GO): mitochondrion
Molecular function (GO): [pyruvate dehydrogenase (acetyl-transferring)]-phosphatase activity
Source: RefSeq, a predicted model, not a curated record
CAGCAACUGCAGAUUUUUCAACACUAGUUAUCAACAGCAGUGGGACGCAGAAACUUCCUCUUAAUUUUGCGGAUCCGUUGAGCACUCAUUACACAGCCCCGGAGGGAUUUUGUUUUGUUUUUUGUUCUUUACGCUCUCUUCGCCCCACCAGCCUGGACUGGGAUUGGAGGGGGAGAAGGAAACCAAGGCGAGACUUCGGUUCACUCGCAGCCGCGGGGAACCACGGCGACGACAUGUUCAAGAGGUUGAGGGUCCGGAGCCCGGCGGCGAAGAGAAGCCCUGCUCCUGUCUGUGAGGAGCCGCCGGAGAACGUGUACCACCGACCCCACUUCCUGCACCAGAGCCCCGGGGAAACGAGCCUGAACUCGGGUCAAAUGACCAGACCCGUCUUAUUCCCUCCCAGGAACAAGAAUUUGCCCUGGUGUACGGGAUAUGCAGAGGUGAUAAACGCAGGCAAAAGUCUUUCCAAUGAAGAUCAAGCGACCUGUAGACCUGUCAUCCUCAAAAAAAGAACCAGCAUUGAUGAAGACUGGGUAUCACUGUGCCAGAAUGAAGACAAGCAAACCCAAGAGAUCAUGGCCACCUACUGGGGAUUGUUUGAUGGCCACGGUGGACCCACAGCUGCAAUCCAGGCAUCUAAACACUUGCACCACUGCAUCAAAGAUCAGCUGGAGGACAUCUUUGACAUCAUCGGCAACCCUACCGCCGCCACGCCCCCGAUGCGUCUGGGAGAACAGAAUAGCAACGGAAGAGAGACGAGUUAUUCAAAGGAUAAAAAGAUCUGCGUGGAGAGCGUGGUGAAAGGAGCUUUGGAAAUUGCCUUCAAAAAAUGCGACGAGCAGAUCGGAGACUACCUGGCAUCACAUAACCAAACUGGAGGGUGCACGGCCCUCGUUCUUCUUCACUUUCAGGGAAAGUUCUUUGUGGCCAGUGCUGGAGACAGUAGAGCAAUUGUGGUGCAGAAGAAUGAUGUUCUACCUCUUUCCAACGAGUUCACGGCUAUCACCGAGAGACAAAGGAUUCAACAUCUGGCAUUCCUGAAGCCCGAGUUACUUGGUGAAGAGUUUUCAAGAUACGAGUUUCCUCGUAGAGUGAAAAGAAAUGACGUUGGAAAGAAGGUCCUGUACAGGGAUUACUUCAUGUCUGGCUGGGGUUAUAAAACUGCAGAGGAAGAUGAUCUCAAAUAUCCUGUUGUGCACGGAGAUGGUAGACAGACUCGAGUGAUGGGGACAAUCGCUGUCACACGUGGACUAGGAGACCAUAAGUUGUUGGUUUAUGACACUGAUCUCUGCAUAAAACCAUUUUUAUCUUGUAUUCCUGAGGUGACGGUCUUUGAUCUAGAACAAGAAGAAUUUGGACUGAACGAUGUCCUCAUAAUGGCUACUGAUGGACUAUGGGAUGUCAUGUCUAAUAAGGAUGUAGCAGAUGCCGUAAAGAAUUUUUUGGAAGACCAGAAACACGAGGCACGCAGGUACACAAUGCUGGCCCAGUAUCUUGUAGUUAAGGCAAGAGGCUUUCCAUUUAAUAAUAACUGGACACUAGAAGAUGGCAGCUUUGCCUCACAUGAUGACAUAUCAGUAUUUGUGAUACCACUGCAUAACCAAGGAGGCACAGCAUAACUUUUGACAUGAGAAGAUCUACAAGAUAUUCAACAUUGCAAAAAACACUGGAAAUCAGCGUGAGAAAAACUACCUCCUAGCCCCAGCAAGGCUGCCUAGAUUGUGCACUCAAUCAGGAUGGCACGGUGGCGCAGAGGUAGAGUUGCUGCCUUACAGCGAAUGCAGCGUGGAGACCCGGGUUCAAUCCCGACUACGGGUGCUGUCUUGUAGUUUGUACAUUCUCCCUGUGGCUGCGUGGGUUUUCACCGAUAUCUUCAGUUUGCUCCCACACUCCAAGGACGUACAGGAUUGUUGGUUAAUUGGCUUGGCAAAUGUAAAAAUUGUCCCUAGUGGGUGUAGAAUAGUGUUAAUAUGCAGGGAUCGCUGGUCGGCACAGACCCGGUGGGCCAAAGGGCCUGUUCCUGUGCUGUAUCUCGAAAACUAAAUUGCUUUCCCUCAUCAACAAUGAUUCGUAAGAAUUAACGCCAUGACUCAUCCAUUGUUUUUGCUGUCAAAAACAAAUGGCGGUUACUGUUAAUGGUGCUUUUACUGUAAUGAGUUGAGUCGAAAACAUAUCAAGAUGCACGUUUAUUAAAUCUACUUACAGCAAGGAUCUGCAGGACAUUACCUUUCCGAGCAGCUACCGGAUACUAACUAGCGUAGGCAAGCUCUUGAAAAUAUAAAGCACAUACUGGGCGGAGUCACUACUAACAAGCACUAUAAUUGGCUAGUAUGAAAUAGAUACAUCUCAUGAGCUCUUGAUAACCAUUUUAAGUGUAGGUUUGGCAUGAGAAUCCAGUCCAUUGUCUUCCUAACUACAAUAUCAUGUGCGAUGCAAGUGUCAAAUAAGGGAUUUUUAAAAAUCAAAAAUUCUAAUUAUCAAUUGGCAUUAUUUUUUAACUAAUUGUUAAAUCUUGGUAUUAAGAGAAAGCAAUUUGAUAAUGUGUUUAGCCAUGGUUAGUUUAAGCCCUUGCUGAUGUCUGAACAGAGUGAAUGUGAGUUUGAAUUAUGAUAUAGUCAUACCAAGCUUACAAUUAUUAAUUACUGUGCAACAGCAGGUGAAUUCCAGAUUCACUCUGGAAUAGUCAGUAUAUGCAGGAGGCUGCUUCGAAUCUAGAUGUAAAUACAGUGGAAAGAUUUUAAUUUAUCUACACAUCACACCAGCUGAAAUUGCUGCCUACAUACCCACGCCAUUUAUAACCAUAAUAUACAAGUGUUAUGUUUGAUCUUUUCCAGAGGACAUGUUGUAAUUUAUUGUACAAUUAAUUUUUUUUUAAUUUUUGAGAGGUGGUAAGAGAGUAAUCUGUCUUUAGGAUGUUUGUUAAGAUUUAAAUAUUUAACCAUCUGUCUGUCCGGUUGUCCUGCAUGGUUUUGAUGUGAGGUUUUGUCUUGCGCUACACCCAAGAAGCACCUUAAGAUGCAUUUCUAUCAUUGGUUUGCAAGGCUGUGCUUUUGGCAGCAGAGCAGCUUAUUUUACCAGUAAAAGCCUCUGCUGUAAGACCAUAUGACAUACAAGCAGAAUUAGGCCGUUUGGCCCAUUGAUUGAAGGGGAGGUGUUUGUGUCCAAAUUUAGCUCAAUAACAAAGAGUGAUUUUCGCAUCAAAUGCAAACAGCCUUCCAGUCGCCAAGUCUGGCAGAACCAAGGUCCUUGGCUUUUCAUGGUAGAUACGGUAGGUCUUGAGGGGAACAAGGGGACAACUGUGCUGUGGACAUUGCAGAUUACCAGCACCUGUAGCCUAGACAACUGCAUCAAGAGUGAUGUCGUCAAGCUGGAAAGUGUGCAGAGAUUUAUGAGGAUGUUGCCAGGAGUCGAGGGCCUAAGCUGUAGGGAAAGGCUAGCAGGCUAGGAUGUCAUUCCUUGGAGUGCAGGAGGAUAAGGCAUAAUCUUAUAGGUGUACAAAAUCAAGUGAGGAAUAUAUUGAGUAAAAGCAGACAUUUUGCCCAGCGUUGGGGAAUCUAGGAAGGGUGGUAGGUGUAUGGAACGAGCUGCUGGAGUAGGAUGGAUAGGAUAAGUUUAGAGGGAAAUGGGCUAAAUGUUGGCAUGUGGGACGAAUGUAGAUGGGGCAUGUUGGGUCACAUGGAGAGAAACGUGACAAUUAAUCUAGAGAAAUCCAGUGUAUUUAGGAGGUAAAACAAGGCAGUCUUACUCCCUAGCUUCUUCAAUAUGGCACAACUUCAGCAUACUUACCAACUCGUUGCAUUAAAACAGUACAUACCUUUUGUUGCCGUCUCUUAGAAGCAUGGCAUAAGUGAAAAUUAAGAUCAGAUUUAAAAAAUAUUGAUUUCCUUAAAAUGAAAUUGUGUUAGUCAUGGAAAGAUACAGUACUUUAGAUUUAGUUCACCAAUAUUUUACUAAUAGAUUUCUAAAUUCAACAUUGAUCGAUACAUUUAACACCACCUUCCAAAACCAAGCCAAAUCAACAUCCUCAGUAGAAAUCUACUCGGGGAAUGGUAUGCAUUGUUGAAUAAAAAACUCGUAGAAAUCCUGUUGCAGAAUUAAAUAUUUGCAACCGCAGUUCCUAAGCAAGUGGAAAGCAUACAUGUUGCAAUUGAUUUUAAUACCUUAUGGUAUAUAAAGUUUAUGCACAGACCUUGGGAGAGCAACUCUCCAUGUUUUAAAUGUACAACAAACAAUUUAAUAUGUAUCUUGAUUAAUGGAUUUAAAUGCAAGAUGAAAAUCUGGACAGAUAGCACUCGUACUGAUAAACUAAAUGUUUGCCAAGUUUAAUUUUACCAGAGUUACAGUGAAACUUUUGCAAGUGAGAAAUCUGUCUUCUAUACAUCAGCAAUAUACAGCAUUAUACAGUUGUUUUAAUGCAACAGUCCCACAUCAAAUGAAGACAAUUUCAGCAUAUUCAACAAGUCACAAUAGUUGCUCAUUAAAACUUCCCUUACUUAUUAGCAACGGCAUUUUCCUUUUCUUGAAACUCUUUUAAAGCACAUAGUCUUGGGAUCGACAGUAGAAAGCAACCCAAUUCAGUCAAGAACAAUAACUUGGCCAAAACACCAAAGGACGACGUGACUCCUACCAUUUCCUUACUGCAACCUGGGAAGACCAGGAUCCAUGCUGACAAUAAAUCUAUAUUCAACAGCACAAGCAUUGCGUGCUCAUACUCUACAAAACAAAUUUCAUUUGGAACUAAAAUAUUAACAGCAUGUAGGAAACUAAACUAAUAUAGAAAAGAAACUCCUACAUAAGCUAUCAAAAUGUAAAGAUUUGGCUCUUACAAAAUGCCCCUUUGAGAUUUUGGCACAUUAACACGGAUCAUUGUAUUGUAGUGUAUUGGAAGAACAUGCAGAAUAUAACAUGUGCCAAAAUCAUCAUCCUGUGUUUCCAGACAGUACCAGGACCCAAAUGAGGCAGUACCUUUGGAUAUUGAAAUUUGCACAGAUCUGAUCACUAUUCUAUCAAUCAGUGAUAUGGAAGGGUGUUCUAAAAUAAUUCCUAAUUUAUGUAGGGAAUUAUGUUCAAUUAAUAUGAAUAACACCCAUUGAAGCCAUUUAUGAUACACCAGGUCAAAAGCAGAUGUCGUUUGCAAACUCGAGCAAAGCAUUGUAUCCGGCCAACGUUUAAAUUUGACAUAUCCCCUCCACCCCCCGGGGGAUUAGACCAGGAGAUAUUUUUCCACACAUCUUUACAUAUUCUACUCCUCCCUUGAUAUUGAUAUCAACAUCAAUUACAGCACUACUGACGUAUUAUUUUUUUUUAGAAUAUUUGAAUAGUGCAAGGAACUGCAGAUGCUGGAGCAAAAGGGGCUGUUAUCUUCUGGACGACAAUACAGUAGUGUUCCCUGACUGGGCAACACUGCGGAAUAGAUAAAGACAUUUUUCUGAAGAUAUUUUUUGUUUGGGCAUGGAGAAAAGAGGAGAGACAUGGUGCGGGAGUGCGAUACAAGAAAUAGCUGUUUAACCAUAAGUAGUUAUACAUUACAUAUCACUGAAUAAAGAUCCAGUUUUCAAAUCUGUAUUUUCAAAAACAAAAUACCAAUGCAGUACUUUAAUGGCAAAACAUCCAUAAGAUAACAUGCUCAGUUACAAACAUGUAUUAGAAAACAAACAGAAAUCAAUACUACAAAGGAGAUGGAGUUGCACUGGACACAAAAUGGAAGGUUAGUGCGCAAGUUGUCAUCUCAUUCAUGAAUAGUGAAAGAGGGAUCAAUUCAAGUCUUUACAAUGGUAAUCGCCGCUUCCCUUUCAUUAUAUUCUGUACACAAAGUAUAUUUUCCGACUGGACAAUGGUUCAGUAUUUACAAGGUUGUAUGUUAGAAAGCACCAAAGAUCAAAAGUUUGUCAACACAAUCUCAUGUUGGCUACGAGACGAUUUUGCAGCACAACUUGCUCACAAAAUCAGGUGGGCUUUUUUUUGUACACCAGGUUUCCACCAGGAUUAUGCAAUUAUCAAAACUGUGGGGCUCACUUGAAAAGAACGGCAAAAUUGAUCGGACAAUUUGAAUUCUUGAAAUUUUAUCCGAUAACUUCCCCAUUUCCACCCACUAAUCUUGAAUAUUCCCUCCUGCAUUAACAUUUCAAAGAAGAUGGGCAACAUCAUUUGAGUCAGCCGCUAUACAGAAUGGAAGAGGUUCUUCCCCAAGCCCAUACAUUUCUAGUCAUAAAUGUUUUAUAUUUGAGAUUUGCCCCGACUGCAAAUUUUCAUAAACAAUGGAUGUUAAGCCAUUUCAAUUUUCCCCAGAAGUGCAAAGGAGAAGGCAAUUUGCCAGACAGAAUUAGUAUAUUUCCAAUAUUGCAAUCUCCACUGAAGUAUAAACCACUUUCCUUUGGAUAUGCUGCUCAACUUUUUAAUACCAUGAAUCAGACGUUCAAGUUUCUGCAUUGCACACUAUUAUUCUGGUUGAACAAAAAUACAUCUUUGGCACAUUAAAACACCCAAAGUUUUUUUUUUCAAGCACCCACAUUGCAAAACGCAUCUACAUCUUUUACAAGUACAGAUUACAGCUGAAUAACGUAAUUUGUUUUUGCUAAAAAUUGCAAAAACAAACCACCCACUGUAUAUUUACAUAAAACAUCCCAAAGCUGCUUCAAACUUUGUUCUGAAUUAAUAUCAUUUAAAACUGUACACAAAUAUACAAUAUAGUAACACGGAUAUAUAUCUCUGCAAAAGGAAUAUAAUCAGUUGGUCUGAUUACCACAGCAAAUGAACCAACUCAAUUUUUCCAAAAAGAUGAGACAUUGAUGGAAAACUCAGGAGAGAAAGUUUCCCCUUUAGGCAAAUGAUAGACACCUACAACCAAAAUACUAAUCAUAGUACUACUGUGCAUUUUCCCAGUUUUUUUGCUCAAGUCUUUCAAAAAAUCGUCCAUUUGAUCCAAACAAGAUCAUUGACAAAACACUGUAAUGGGUUCUUGACUCUUAAAACCGUGAAACCGCAGAAUUGUUGGACACAAAAAUCACCAUAGCAAUGGCACUGACCACGAAAACCUCCUGGUCAGCUGUCCUUUUAGACAAUUGGUGAUGGCCCACAUAUAAUGUCCACAUAUUUUCAAGGAAUAGUUUUAAAAACAAGUGUAAAUGAAGUUUCCACAUGCUCAGAAGAAAGAAAUGAAGUCAUGGAAGCUCAAAAUUCCAAAGACCAUGCGAGGAUGUAAAAGAUCUGGAGACACCAUCUUCAUUUUUUUGUAUUUCUUGUAUCUGCAAGUAUCUGUAACCAUCAUUAGUAUUACCAAUAGCAUCCAGGCAAAAUAUUUUGAAUCAUCGGUCUGUGAUCAAGUUCAAACUACUCUCACCGAAGAAAUUCU